Molecule: messenger RNA, 1440 nt
Organism: Corticium candelabrum
Lineage: Eukaryota; Metazoa; Porifera; Homoscleromorpha; Homosclerophorida; Plakinidae
Product: ERC protein 2-like
Exons: 2
Coding region: 2-1174 (390 amino acids)
Biological process (GO): regulation of apoptotic process
Source: RefSeq, a predicted model, not a curated record
CAUGGCUUCUCAUAGAGUCAACACAAGAGAUCUCUUGCAAAAGCACUGGAAUCAAUUAGCAGAGAAUCUGGACGCCGAAUCGACAGCAAACAAACUCUACGACGAGGAGGCAAUCACUAGGGAAGAAGUGAAGCGCAUCAGAGCGGCGAACAGUAAGCUCGAGCAGGCAAGAGAGCUACUGACGAUACUAGAGGACAAGAGCAUCGACGACUUUCUAGUUUUUGCGAAAAUUUUGACGAGACAGGAUGGCAGUUUGGUGAGCGUCGGAAAGAGCAUCUUGCAGGCUGCAAAUGAUUCUCAAACGAAUGAUGUUAACAGAAAAAUAUCAAUGGCUAGCAAAGAUGUUGCUUGUCAAACUGAAGCAAUAGACGCAGGAAGACGUGAACAUUUUCAAUCAGGAGAUUCUAGACCUGUUGUCACGGUUAUCUCAGUUGGUGUGGCUGGUCUCGUUGGUGCUAUCAUCAUACACUUGGUUAUGAGAAACGAUUACUUGCAGAAGUCUGUUUCUGCUCUUGAAAAAUCUGUUCUAGAAUAUGAACGAGUUAUUGCAAACUUGACAGAGUUGUCACGUGCGUCUUCAAGUUUGGAAGAAAGUCGCGACAGAUUGCUGGAGGAAAGGCUACAGUUGAUGUCUCUGAUAGACGGAAUGAAUAUCAAUCUUACUAAGCAAACAACAGCAAGCUCUCUGUUGGAACAAGAGAAACGAUCUCUGGAAGAAAAUCUCACUGAUGUAUCACAUGUUGUUCAAAGGCUGUCUGUCAAAUUGUCGAAAGUGGUUGCUGAGAAUAGAGACUUGAAACGUCGUCGAUUAUUUUCUAGGCAGUGUGUAGGAACCAGGACUGCUCGUCUCAAUCAGUGUGUGGAAAGUCUGAAAGAGGCUGCUUCCACUUCAGAAAAGGAGCAGGAGACAUUGUUAUCAGAGAAUACCAAGUUGAAAAAUGAAAUCGCUGCGAUGACAUUGAAGCUGUCCGAUGCUGUGCAGGCUCGUGACAAGUUGCUGGAUGAAACCAAACAGUUGAAGCAGAAGCUUGAAGAAACGCUGAAACGUUUGGAAACUGGAGAAGGACGUCGUUGUGGAGGAAAGCAUGGUCAUGGAAAACAUGGUCAUGGUCAUCAUCAUCACCAUCAUGGACAUCAUGGAAAACGCGGUAGAGGGAAAUGCGGGAGACGUUAGUCUAGCAAGAAUAGAAGGCCAGGGAUUUUUAUUUUAGUAUUUUUAACUUGGUAUGUAGGUAAAACCGUUCACAUUAUUAAUUAAGAUUUGUUGCUUCACUGUUGGUGGUUUUUUGAAUUUGAGUGGUCUUAGUUACCUUAUUGAUAUUGACUUAGUUAAUUAGCAAUAUUUCUAAGCUUUCUAACAAUAUUUUAAUCUUCAAUUAAGAAUAUUUGAAGCUUAAUUUAGUUUGAAGAAAUUAGAAAAAGUUUUUUGCUGAUGUUCGA